Boleophthalmus pectinirostris (great blue-spotted mudskipper) is the source of this 4798-nucleotide messenger RNA. RefSeq names its product ArfGAP with SH3 domain, ankyrin repeat and PH domain 2b (gene asap2b). The transcript has 29 exons. Gene Ontology annotation, biological process: positive regulation of GTPase activity. Lineage: Eukaryota; Metazoa; Chordata; Actinopteri; Gobiiformes; Gobiidae. The record is from RefSeq and is a predicted model, not a curated record. Gene Ontology annotation, molecular function: protein binding; GTPase activator activity. The coding region runs from base 1082 to 4252 and encodes 1056 amino acids. Gene Ontology annotation, cellular component: cytoplasm.
GUUUACCUGUGUUCUUCCGCCUGGCCGCAGACGAGUUAGACCCGCUCUGGACCAGGUUUAGACUCUAAUUAGAUCCACUUUAGACCUGGUUUAGUUCUAGUUGGGUCCGAGCCAACUUCAGUUUAAGGAAGUUUUUAUUUAUUCAACAUCCCCAUUUUGAGAAUCCCCGAGCCAGAGCUAGAACUAAACCAGGACUAAAGCAGGUCUAAACCAGGACUAAAGCAGGACUAAAGCAGGACUAAAGCAGGACUAAACCAGGACUAAACCAGGACUAAACCAGGACUAAACCAGGACUAAAGCAGGACUAAACCAGGUCUAAAGCUGGACUAAACCAGGACUAAAGCAGGACUAAAGCAGGACUAAACCAGGACUAAACCUGGACUAAAGCUGGACUAAACCAGGUCUAAACCAGGACUAAAGCAGGACUAAACCAGGACUAAACCAGGACUAAAGCAGGACUAAAGCAGGACUAAACCAGGACUAAACCAGGACUAAAGCUGGACUAAACCAGGACUAAACCAGGACUAAACCAGGACUAAACCAGGACUAAACCAGGUCUAAACCAGGUCUAAACCAGGUCUAAACCAGGACUAAACCAGGACUAAAUCAGGACUAAACCAGGUCUAAAGCAGGACUGAACCAGAACUAAACCAGGACUGAACCAGGACUAAACCAGGACUAAACCAGGUCUAAUGCAGGACUGAACCAGGACUAAACCAGGACUAAACCAGGUCUAAACCAAGUCUAAACCAGGACUCAACCAAGACUAGAUGAGGAUUAAACCCGGAUUAAACUGAGACAAAACUAGGACUAACCCAGGACUCGAUGAGGACUAGACCAGGACUAGAUCAGAACUAAACCAGGUCUUCACCAGUAAUAAACCAGGACUGAACCAGGACUAGAUUGGGACUAAACCAGGGAUAAAGAAGCAGGACUUGAACCAUGACGUUGUUGCUGAUUCCUUCACCUGGAUCUUGGUGGAUAAAACCCAGACCAAACCUGGACUAAACCUGGACUAGACCUGGACUAGACCUGGACUAAACCUGGACUAAACCUGGACUAAACCUGGACUAGAGUCAGAAUGCCGGACCUGAUCAGCGUCACGGAGUUCAUCAGCGAGACCAAUGAGGACUACAAAGCUCCGACCACGUCCAACUUCACCACCAGGAUGUCCCAGUGCAGGAACGCUGUGUCUGCGCUGGAGGAGGCUCUGGACCUGGACCGGACCGUUCUGUCCAAAAUAAAGAAGUCUGUGAAGGCCAUGAACACGUCCGGACUCACUCACGUGGAGAACGAGGAGCAGUUCGUGGCGUCGAUGGAGAAGUUUGGGGAUCACUGCGUUUGUCGUGAAGACGCUGAGGUCGGGUCUGCGUUCCUCAAGUUCGCCGUCUUCACCAAAGAACUCGCCGCGCUUUUCAAGAACCUGAUGCAGAACAUGAACAACAUCAUCACGUUUCCUCUGGACAGUUUGCUCAAAGGAGACCUGAAGGGCGUCAAAGGGGACCUGAAGAAACCGUUCGAUAAAGCCUGGAAGGACUACGAGGCCAAACUGUCGAAGUUGGAGAAGGAAAAGAGAGAACACGCCAAACAACACGGAAUGAUCCGGACCGAGUUCAGCGGAGGAGAGAUCGCAGAAGAGAUGGAGAAAGAAAGACGAGUGUUCCAGAUGCAGAUGUGUGAGUAUUUAAUCAAAGUGAACGAGAUCAAAGUGAAGAAAGGAGUCGACUUUUUACAAAACCUCAUCAAAUAUUUCCACGCACAGUGCAAUUUUUUUCAGGACGGACUUAAGGCCGUCGAGAACCUGAAACCUUCAGUGGAGAAACUCGCCACAGACCUGAGCACAAUUAAACAGGGGCAGGACGCUGAGAGGAAACAGUUGGUGCAGCUCAGAGACGUCCUGAAGACCUCACUACAGACGGAGAGUAAAGAGGAUUCUCAGAAGCAGAACUCGGGCUACAGUCUUCACCAGCUCCAGGGGAACAAAGCUCACGGCACCGAGCGCUCGGGCGUCUUGUACAAGAGGAGCGAAGGUCUGAGGAGAGUUUGGCAGAAGAGGAAAUGUUCGGUGAAAAACGGCUUCCUGACGAUAAACCACGGAACGUAUUUUGAGGAGUCAGGAAGCGACCAAUCACAGAGGCAGAGGAGAAAGAGGAGGCGGAGCUUAAGGAGGAGGAGGACGAGGAAAAGGGCGAAUCGACCUCCUGCCAAACUGAACCUGCUCACCUGUCAGGUCAAGAGGAACCCCGACGAGAAGAAAAGCUUCGACCUCUUCUCCCACGACAGAACGUAUCACUUCCAGACAGAAGAUGAAGCCGAGUGUCAGAUUUGGAUCUCGGUUCUCCAGAACAGUAAGGAGGAGGCGUUGAACAAAGCGUUUAAAGGAGAUCAGGACGAGGAGGAGAACAACAUCGUGCAGGAGUUGACCAGAGCCAUCGUGGGCGAAGUGCGGAGGAUGAGCGGGAACGACCAGUGCUGCGACUGCGGCGCCGCAGGUCCGUCGUGGCUCAGCACAAACCUGGGCGUGUUGAUCUGUAUCGAGUGUUCUGGGAUCCACAGGGAGAUGGGAGUUCACUUCUCCAGGAUCCAGAGUCUGGACCUGGACGUGCUGGGGACCUCAGAGCUGCUGUUGGCCAAAAACGUGGGGAAUUCGAGUUUUAACGAGAUCCUGGAGGCGGAUCUGGAGGGACAGGACGGGUCCAAACCGCACAGCUCCAGCGACAUGCAGAGCCGUAAAGACUUCAUCACGGCGAAGUACGUGGAGCGGCGGUUCGUGCUGCGCCUGCACCCUGAGCCCAGCAGGAGGCAGCAGCAGCUCUACGACGCCGUCCGGACCCGCGACAUCCUCGGACUCAUCCAGGUCUACGCCGAGGGAGCCGACCUGCUGGAGUCUAUCCCCCAACCCAACGAGCACGAGCCCGGGGAGACGGUUCUUCAUCUCGCCGUCCGGAUGGUCGACAGAAACUCUCUGCACAUCGUGGACUUCCUCGCUCAGAACAGCACAAACUUGGACAAACAGACGAGUCGAGGUUCGUCUGCGCUGCACUACUGCUGUUUAACCGACAACAGCGAGUGUCUCAAACUCCUGCUGCGAGGACGAGCCUCUGUCGACAUACUGAACGAUGCUGGAGAGACGCCGCUGGACCUCGCACGACGCCUCAGACACACUCAGUGUGAAGAACUGUUGACGCAGGCGCAGAGCGGGAAGUUUAACGUUCAUGUUCAUGUGGAGUACGAGUGGAGACUCCAGAACGAAGAUCUGGACGAGAGCGAAGACGAGAUGGAGGACAAGCCCAUCCCCAACCGCCGAGAGGAACGCCUCCAGGACCCGCCCCCAGAGCGCCCCUGUGACCUCCGACCCUGUGACCUCCGACCCGACCCGCGCUCUGACCCGCGCCCCGACCGUCCCGUGAGCUGCUUCGUGCCCGGCAGCGCCCCCUCUCCGUCGGGGUUGGCGCUGUUGGCUCGAGACGCGGCGUCGCUGGUGAGGGACCGGCAGAGGGCGCCGUGUCCCAGUCUGAUGAUCAGCAACGAGACGUACGGCACCAUGAUGGAGCCGGGGGGCGGAGCCAUGCCCCCGCUGCCCCCCAGAGCGCCACCCAGAGGUCAGAGCGGGCAGAGUCGGGUUCCGGGUCCCAGGGUGUUGCCGAUGGAAACGGUGGGACGCCAGCGCUCGUCCUCUGACCCCAGCGAGCCCCUCCCCCCCGACAGGAACAACUCCAUGUAUGUUCUCCCGGCGGCGCCCCCCCCUCCGCCUCCACCGACCUUUAAAUCGGCCAAAAACAUGCCCCUCCCGCCGCCGCCGCUGCCGCACUUCAAGGCCCCGCCCCCUCCGGCGUACAAAGCUCCGCCUCUUCCUCCGCCAGUCCCGAGUCACCAGACCAAACCCGGACCCAUGUCCCCCAAGUCGCCCAAGUCCCCCAAGUCCCCGACCUCUGCCUCAACGAAGAGAAGCUCGGGGCCGGACCGACCUCCCGUCAGAUCCGGCUCAAAGCGAAGCUCCGCCUCCCUGAAGAGUCCGGCUCCUCCCACUCCCAAACCCCGGACCACCUUCUCCCAGAAGCAGAAACCUCAGCGGGUCGUGGCGAUUUACAACUGCUCCGCCGAUAAUCCGGACGAGCUCACCUUCAUCGAGGGAGAGGUGAUCGUCGUGGAGGGAGAGGAGGACCCCGAGUGGUGGAUCGGACACAUCGAGAGCGAUCCGAGUCGGAGGGGCGUGUUUCCCGUCACGUUUGUCCAUUUUAUUACGGAAUAAAACACUGGACUAAAGCAGGACUAAACCAGAACUAAACCAGGACUAGACCAGGACUAAACCAGGACUACAUUGGGUCUAAACCGGGUUUAAUAAAUGAACCCAGUGUUGUUUAAAUACAGUGUUUACCUCCAUCUGGUGGACACAGGCGGUACUGCAGUUCAUAUGGAAAAAUCAAAUUUAGUUUAAACGUGGAGGAUUUGUUUUAACUUUUUUUUUUUUAUAUAUAUAUAAAACAACGUUAAUUCUGUAUUUAUGACUAAACCAGGUCUAAACCAGGUCUGAACGGCAGCGCCUUCACGUAAAUGAGACUCAGACUUUAGUGAUUCUGAGAGAUUUUAAAUAUAAUGUUUUGUAUUUGUGGAUUUUAAGAUUAUGAAUGAAUGAAUAAGAGUUGUUUGUUUUUUUUUUUUUUGACUGAAGCUGCGUCACAGGUGGAGUCUGGGUCAAAGGUCAAAUCUCCGUUAACGUGUUUUAUAUAUUUUUUUAUUUCACUGUUGGUUUUGGGGCGUCUCUGUUCUGAUCCUCAUUAAACUUUUCAAAAUAAAA